Molecule: messenger RNA, 7088 nt
Organism: Syngnathus acus (greater pipefish)
Lineage: Eukaryota; Metazoa; Chordata; Actinopteri; Syngnathiformes; Syngnathidae
Gene: mex3a
Product: mex-3 RNA binding family member A
Exons: 2
Coding region: 117-1751 (544 amino acids)
Molecular function (GO): RNA binding
Source: RefSeq, a predicted model, not a curated record
ACUAGCGCAGAAAAAGAGGAGGGGGGGCCGGUGGAAGGAGGCGGCUGCGAGGAGGCAGUUUCUCUCUCCAGUCUCUUCCCCGUCGUCUUUGUCUCGCGCCACUCUUUUGUUUAGCCAUGCCGAGCCUGCUGGUGCUCGCAGGGAUCAUGGAGAAAAACGGGGGCUACGGCGCCGAUCUUGCCGGCUCCGGCUUCGGGGGCGAGGCGGGUCUGCUGGGUCCCCCCGACGACGACGAGGACGACUCCCGCGCCCUGAGGGUCGCGCUCGGCCAGCUGUCGCUCCUGGGGCUCGGCGAGGGCGAGGACGGUGGAGGAGGAGGUGGUGGAGGAGGUGGUGGUGGAGGUAGUGUUGUUAUCGGCGGCGGCGGUGGAGCUCCGACGUGCGGAGUGCAAGACCGGAGCAACAACAACAACAACCACCACAAUAGUGGAGGAGGAGGAGGAAUUGGGGGAAUCGGUGGAAUGGGAGGCGGAGGAGACGCGUCGAUCCUCCAAGGCAAGAGCAAGUUGUGCGCCCUGUACGAGAGCUCGUCCGGGGAGCCCAAAGGACGCGGCUGCAACAUCACCGAAUGCGUCCCAGUGCCCAGCUCCGAGCAUGUGGCCGAGAUAGUGGGCAGGCAAGGUUGCAAGAUAAAAGCCUUACGGGCCAAGACCAACACCUACAUCAAGACCCCUGUCCGAGGCGAGGAGCCCGUGUUCCUGAUCACCGGCCGUAAGGAGGACGUGGCUCUGGCCCGCCGCGAGAUCAUCUCUGCUGCCGAGCACUUCUCCAUGCUCAGGGCGUCGCGCAACAAGCUGGGCGUGUCUUUCAGCGGCUCCCCGCCGACCCCGCUCCCGGGCCAGACCACCAUCCAGGUGAGGGUGCCGUACCGAGUGGUGGGUCUGGUGGUGGGCCCCAAAGGCUCCACCAUCAAGCGCAUCCAGCAGCAGACCUGCACGUACAUCGUCACCCCCAGCCGGGACCGUGACCCCGUUUUCGAGAUCACGGGCUCGCCGAGCAACGCCGAGCGAGCCCGCGAGGAGAUCGAGGCGCACAUCGCCUUCCGCACGGGAGGCCUGCACGACCACAACAACGAGAACGACUGCCUGGGCCCCAACGGCGGAAGCAGUCCGGCCGGGAGCAGCGGGAGCGGCGGCGGCGGCCUGGAGAGUCGACUCCAGCAAGUGUGGGGCCUCCAGGGGGGCCAGCGGAAACCUCUGACCAGCAGCUACCGCCAGAACUUCUCCGAUGCCCUCGGGGGAGGAGGGAGCGGCGACGGUGUGGGGAUCUACAAUAAGGGCAACUUCUCCAGCUCCGGAGAGAAGCCGUGCUCCUUUUUCGGCUCGGAGGGCACCCAGAGCUGGGGCGACCCCGACUACCCCAAGCAGAUGGCUUUCUACGCCCAGCAGCGAUCCAAAAGCUUCGGCGGGCUCCCGCUGCCCCUCACUAGACUCUCGCCGGGGCUCCCGGAACCGCCGGCCAAUUCGUCCGUCGGCGGCAUGGCAUCGCCCCACGCGCAGGCUCGCCGCGCCCACAGCGAGCCCACCUCGGCCGGGGAGGGCGGCUUUCCCGGGCGGCUCCCCGUGCCGGACUCGCCGCCGGCCGUGCGGGACUGCAUGACCUGCUUUGAGAGCAAGGUGACGGCCGCCCUGGUGCCGUGCGGCCACAACCUCUUCUGCAUGGAGUGCGCUAUCCGAAUCUGUGAGCUCAACCACCCCGAGUGUCCCGUGUGCCACACGCAGGUUUCGCAGGCCAUCCGAAUAUUCUCUUAAGGAUCCCUUUUUAGCCAGUUGUGUGGUUUAUUUUUAUUUUUUUCGGUCUCUCGUUUGUCGGUCGGCUAAUUAGUUGCUCUUAUUACGGUUGUUGUUAUUAUUCUUAUUCCUAUUAUUGCGAUACAUUUUUCAUUUUUCAGAAAAAUUUUAAAACAAUCAAGCAGCUAUUUUAGAAGGCACUGCUUGCUUUACUAAAAAGUAUAAGAGAUAUUUUUCAGUUUUUCUUUUAUAUACAUAUAUGCAUAUAUAUUUUAUAAAAGUUUGGUUUAUAAGAGAAGUAUAGUACCUUUUCAGGUUUUGAUUUUUUUUUCUGGUAUUUUCUUUUUUUAUGAUGGGACUGCUGCUGUUGUUCUUAAACACAGAAUCACAGUGUAGGCCGACAUAAUGUGAACAUUUUAUUAUUACUCCAAUUUGUUUUGUAUUAUCACGUUACCAUGAAGUGGGUUUAUAUGGGUGGAGGAUGAUUUAAUUCACACCGCACCAAACAAUCAUCUCGGGUCUAAAAGAGGGUUGUCAAUCAGACUUUUUGAAUCAUUUUAUUAUGCUUUGACAGAAAAUGUGAAAGGGUUUUAGUCAAAGCAAUUCUUCCGUAGAUUUUUUGUUUUGGGGGGGGGCAUUACAUUAUUAUUUGCCAUUUUAUCGGUGUCAUUGUUCAGUGCAUCGGCCCCCAAAAUGUGCGAAUCUCAUUCGGGGCGGUGCAUUGAUUACACAAGGCUCGCUGUAAUCUGCGGAAAAGAUUCAGUGAUGCUCGCCUUCCCCUCGUAGUUCAUAGGCCUGAUUUUAUUUGCCCAGGACCCCCCCCCCCAAAAGGAAAACCGCCUUUGAAACGGGACCAGUUGGCCUCGACAAACGCCCCCCCUCCAAGCCACCUUCUCUUUGUCAUUACUAUUACAUUCGUCACUAGACAAUGUGAGCAAACCUCAUGCAAAUAAGACGAUUUUUUUUUUUUCUUUUUUUUACAUUUGGCGUCUGGCUGGAGCAGGUGUGUGGAUAUCUGGUCACCCCCGCCCCAUGUUCCCCUUCUCUUACAGUGUGACCCUCCCUUGGAUUGAGGAGCGUUAUUGUGUGUGGACGCUCGGACAGCGGGGCCCGGCGGGCGCUCUUUCGAUAAUUAGGCAAAUGGGCCGGUCCAGGUGCAGAUCGGAGCGGAGAAUCCUACCCCCCCACAGACAAGAUUUGUAAGCUGCACCAUUGAUGAAAAACAUGUGGCCAUGUUAAAAAAAAAUGGUCCUAUCACAUGAGGUGUAGCGUGACCCCCCCCCCCCCUGCUUAGCCCCCUUAUUAAACCCCGCCCCCCUCUCUCACUAACACACGCACACCAACUGUGAAAUUCAAAACAGGGUUUACGUGACAGAUCCAAAUAGGCCAACCCGACGACCCCUCCCUGGCUACUGUAAGGGAGAUCCAGCAGCUGCCCCUUCACUAUGGACACUGAGGCCCCCAGCCAAUGGGAGACCCCCCCCCCCCUUCCUCACCCAGCCUCCCUACUCCCCACCCUAGCUUGAAUGAAAUCAGACAAUUGUAAUUGGCAGGAAAGCGGAGGAAACGCCCCAUUGAACCAGCACUCACUCUGAAUCAAAUUAUGCUCAAGCCCGAGCAAGAAGGGGAGGGGGGGGGGGGGGGGGUCAACGGGUUAACGUAAGAAGGUGGGGGCUGUUGAAUAAAAGGGAAGGAGGGUGUUUUGUUAGGUUGGGGGGGGCGCCAUCUAGGGGUGGGAAUGUUAGAGUCCAUAUUAUACCGAACAAUACUGUCCCAAUUAUAUGAUAAAGCAUGUAUUGAUAGCUAUGAUACAUUAUAAUAUUCACAGCACAAUAAUUACGCUAUCUAAUAAAACUUCCAAAUUUUGCUGUCAUAGCAUUGACGGAAGAACUUCGUCCGAUUGCUCGCCCGUCUAUGCUGCUUUCAAACACAAGGGGGCGUAUUUACAUGGUAGUACUUCGAUGGGUGGAAGUCUUGCUAGCAAAUGUCGGUUUAUCCAUACUGUGAUAAUGGUGCAAUGUAUCAUGAUAUCAAUACAUGUUUCUACGCCUAGAGAACAUGAGGCUUGAAACUGUUUUAAAGGUAUUGAGUAUCGAUCGCCAAUGUCGGUGUAUCGUUACUGAGAAGAUGCAAUGUAUUGCAAUAUCACUUCAGCUUGAGCCAUCAAACUGUUUUAAAGGUAUCAGGUAUCAAUACUUGGAUGAUGAUGAUACACUGUAUCGCAAUAUCGAUACCGCGGCUGAUAACUAGAAAACCUGUAUCGCCUCGGCUUGAGCCUUUAAACUGUUUUCAAUUCCGUUUUUAAGGUAUCGGGGUAUCGAUACCAAAUGUUGGUCUACUGAUACUGUGAUAAUGAUGUGAUGUAUCACGAUAUCGAUAUUUUCUCCCACCCCUAGAGGAGUCAUCUGGCCUUUUUAAAAUUGUGUCCCAGCCCCCCUCAAGAGACCCCCCCCCCCCCUGUCCUCCUAUUAAGAGCCAAACACAGAGCAAAGCAUGUGGAACACUUAAAAAUAAAAGUACCUUCAAUUCUACAGAGAGUAGAAAUACAGAGUAUCAUUCUAUGGAGAAAUUGCACAGUCAACAACAAAAAAAAUCUUAGUAUUUUUGUUUUAUGCCUUAAUGUUACAUUUUUUUGUUUAUUCCAAUAAUGCCAUUUAGGCUAACAUGUUGGCCUUCCAUUACACCACCCCCUUAAAACAACUUUUCAAGUUAAAGAAUGUGAAUCACACUUGGCUUAGGAAGGGGUUCAGGAAAUGACACUCUCAACCCGUCUGUUAUGUCGCGGGUCAAAUUGACCCAUUUUAACACGAAAGAACAACAUUAAAAGUCAUUUUUGGGUAUGAACGGACACAUAUUGGCUAGGAAAUGUUUGUAAUGCAGCUAAUGAUUUUUUUUGUUUAGUUUCUGAUCCUUUUGUCUCAAUUACUUGUCACGAGUCACAUUGACCCAAGAACGUUAUUGCUGUUCCUGAGAAACAAACAGCUGGGUUAAAAACACAAUAUAAAUAUGAAGAGUUAAGCACCUUAUUUACCAAGAAAAAAAAAACUGCGCAUCUGAUGAAUACCAAACCGACCACUGAUGGUGAAAUAUUUCCUAGAAUUUAAGAAAUGCACAUAAGGAUUCCCUAUCAUUUUUGUUUUAUGUUGUAUUUGUUGUUGCUAUCACGACGAGAGAGGGAUGCCGCCUCUUUAUAUAAGAGUAUUGAAAGACUCUUUGUAAAUAAAUACACAUUUAUUUGCGCAUUGGAUGCCCUGCUUCCACAAAGCUUUUGGAUUACUACGCCAAUUUAGCACAGGGAAAAAAAAACAAAUAUUAUUAUUAUUAUUAUACGUUUUACCCAUCACUUUUUGACUUAAACAAUAGCCUAUAUGAGAUAGAUUCAUACGUUUAACAAAUAUUAUUUCAAGGGAUUAACUUAGUAGUAUAUAAAUUAUCAGACGCUACUAUGAUAUCAUUUAUGAAGCCUCAACUGUAUAAAUCCCAAAUACGUAAAAGUUCCGAUGAAUUGUAUGUGUAAUAACAAUAAUAAUGAUAAUAAUAAUAACCCCUGAAUGAAGACACAAGUUUCUAUGUACAUUAAGAUGAAGCAAUAAACAGUAAUAUUCUAUUCAGACUACUUUGACUAUUAGCAUAUUAGCGUUUUGGUAGCUCGUCGCAGCUCUUUGAUUAGUAAAAAUGAAAAUUAAAAAAAAAAAAAAAAAACCAGGAUAAUUACUGUGCUCUUCAGGGUCUUUUUUUCGCGUGAUAUGUUGAAUAUUAAGCACUCGUUUCAGGAGUUCUGAGCGGCACUGAGAAGACAAAAGUGGAAGCUAACAAUGCUAAUGGCACUAAUGGGGGGCCUCUUAGCUUUUAGCGUAGCUUCCAAACUUCGCCUCUGCUUUGUAUUACGGUCACAUGUAGCCAAAGACCAACGUACGACCAGAGCCAACUUAGUAGUGUUAUAAAAAGUGAUAUUGUGAAAGCAAAUCUGUGAAAACAUAUCAGGUUUGGAACAGCCCCACAAUCGGGUCAUGUGUGGGUCAUAAUCCCCAAAAUAGGGGCUGACAAUUUUUAAGAGUUGACUUUGGCAAUUUCCACUGCAUGCUAGCAAGAUAUUGUACCGUAUAGCUAAGAGUUAUCCGCAUACAAAAAGGCUUUACGAGCUCAAAGCGAACGUGGGGUUUUCCCAAAUGGUAUACAGUAUUGCAGCGUAGUUUAAUCGAUACACGAAAAUAGACUUGUUAAGAAACGUGCGUAAGUUUCAUUUGUGCAGCUCGGACCGGCCGGUAUGAAAUACUUUGGAUUGAGACAGGAGCGACUUGAAAGGGGCGGAGAUGACUCGCGGCGACAUUGGAGUCGUUAAUUUUUCCGUAGUAUUAUUUUUUACGAUAUCGUAUUACGAUUUUUUUCUGUUUUAGUCAAAAUAGGAACUGUUGAUGUUUUUUCUUGCUAUGGAAAUGGACUUAUGCAUUUAUGUAGAAUCCCUUUGAAGGAGUGAUAGGAAAUCCUUAUUCUCAAUGGAUGCACUUAAGCAAUUGUAACCAACUUUUUACGAAACUCGAGCAAGUAAUGCAUUUGAAUGUACGAAGAAAACACUCAACCUAAUGCACUCCUUAAUUUGUUUUUAUUACAAGCUUUAAGUUUUUGUUGUUGUUUUUUGGGGAAAGAAUUUGUGACGAGUUUUCAAUAUAUUUGAGUUCUUCCGCAUACAUUUAUAGAAAGUAACUUAAAACCAGAAAGAAAAAAACAUUACAGUUUUGUCAGAUCUAUUUUGCUAACAUUGGUUUUUAUUUCUUAGAAACGCAGAGAGUAAGGGGGAAAAAAAAAAGUCAGUAUCUGGAUGUUAUUUAAGAAAACAAGCCUAUUUAAAAGACCUUUUGUUUUUUAAUUCAAAUGACAAGAAGUUAAUAUAUUUCUAAACAAGAUGGGGGGGAAGUCAGUUUCUACGUAAAAAAAAAAAAAAAAAGAAAAAAGUUUUAUUUAUGACGGUUAUGGACGCCGGACGACACUCGUGCCGCGCCCACGACAGAAUAAACUAUUUUUUAAGAAUUUGGAGAUAUUUUAGUCACAGAGCAUCAAUCUUGUGCCUCGAUUAUAUCAUUAUUAUUACUGUUAUUAUUCAUGUCCUGCAUUAGUAAAUCCCCCUUGCCGCUCCCCCCCAUGCACACAUAUGCCUUCAACUGUAAGCCCAUGGUACUGACUUACUGACUGCAUUACACAUUUCCUCUGUGAUUCAAAAUCCAAAACCAAGGUUUAGGUCUUGACUGCGUACAACGUUUUAUUUUGGCAUCUCCAAGUCUUUUUUAUUGUUUUUUUGGAUCGACAGCAACAGAGCAGCUUGACAAAGGCCGAUUUUAUUAGCGGAUUUGGUGGGCCCUC